UGGGUAAACUAACCCUUUAAUUUAAUACAACGUGCAUAUGUCAUUAAAGGCUGAGUUCAGUUUACAGCAACAUAUCUAUGGACACACAUACAUAAAGUUAUAGGGUUUAUAUAAACACACACACACACAAACUUUUUCUUUUUUGGCAUGACUUUUGAGAUGGGAUAUCCCUGUUUUGAAACGAGACCUAUUUGUAGUAGUGUCAGGUCUUUAGCACUUCCCCCAGUCUUACGUCACAGCUGAUAAAUCUUUAAAACCAGUCAAACAGAAUUCAGUUCAGUAUACGCUCGCUUAUUAUCAGCACUGAACAGUGAACACAAACUUUACAAGAAAUGUCUCUUGUCAAGCAGAAUCUUCACCCGAAUAAUGAGGCAAACAUCAACAAACUGAUCAACCUCAAACUGACGGCCUCAUAUGUGUAUCUUUCCCUGGGAAUGUAUUUUGACAGGGACGAUGUGGCUCUGCCCAACUUCUCAAAGUUUUUUCUGGAGCGUUCACUGAAGGAGAGGGAUCAGGCGGAGAACCUGCUGGAGUAUCAGAACACAAGAGGAGGACGAAUCCUUCUCCAAACCAUCUCGAAGCCCAGUCGUGAUGACUGGAGAGGAGGUCUGGAUGCUAUUACUUUUUCUUUGGAUCAUCAGAAAUCUCUCAAUCAAUCCCUGCUGGAGGUCCAUCAAGCAGCUGGAGAAAACUCUGACCCUCAUCUGUGUGAUUUCCUAGAGAGCAACUUCUUUACUGACAGUCAUGACACUAUUAAGACCCUGGGUGACUAUGUUGGCAGUCUGAGUCGCCUCAUCUCUUCUGACCCACACGGCAAAAUGGGAGAGUACCUAUUUGACAAGCACACUCUCUGAUCCACUCACAUCUGAUGAGUUUGGCUGCCAACAAACAGUACAUGUACAAGUUAAUUGGUUUAAGGAUUUCUGCACAAAUUUUUUAUUUCAGUAUUUUUGCCUUUCAAGAGGCAAUUCUGUAAGAAUCACACAGUGUUCAAAGAUGGUACUUUGGUGUUCAAGCCUUAACUAUCUCAUGUCUGUUUACAAAAUGUAUAGGUGCUAGUGU
Messenger RNA from Megalobrama amblycephala (Wuchang bream), 1062 nucleotides. Its product is annotated as Ferritin, lower subunit-like. The record is from RefSeq and is a predicted model, not a curated record. Gene Ontology annotation, biological process: iron ion transport; intracellular iron ion homeostasis. Gene Ontology annotation, molecular function: ferrous iron binding; ferric iron binding. NCBI's taxonomy places the organism in Eukaryota, Metazoa, Chordata, Actinopteri, Cypriniformes, Xenocyprididae. Gene Ontology annotation, cellular component: cytoplasm. The coding region runs from base 333 to 854 and encodes 173 amino acids. The transcript has 5 exons.